ACUAAAGAUGCCACAAUUGUUGCUGCAUCUGCUGCUGCUGCUGCUGCUGGCGGCCACAACAGUUGCUGCCACAACAGCUGACGAGCCAGAGGACAUUUGCCUGCAUUGCAGCUGCAAUCGCACGACAGUUGUUUGCAACUUUACACACGCCAACAAGCUCGCUUGGGUUUGGAACGGCAACUAUAAGAUACCAAACAUCAUUUUGGCCGUGGAACUGCAGCUGGCGGGCAACACCGAAUUCACAUUGCAGAAUGGCACUUUCCAUGAGAAUCGCGUCAAUUCGUUUGUCAUCAAGGGCGGCUACGCGGGCAACGAUCAAGUGGAGUUGGCCCAAUACGCGUUUGCCGGCAAUAAGGGCGGCUAUCCCGAAAUUCGCAUUGUGGAUGUGGGAAAUGUUUUCCUACGCGCCAAUGCAUUCUCAGGUAGUGAAAUAAAGCUGCGCGUGGAGAACAGCAAAACACUCGAUGUCUUCCCCCAUGCGUUUAUCAACAUGAACAUGACUUGCAAUUUGAUAAACAUAGAACAGCUGAAGAUUCAAAAGAACAGCUUCAGUCCCAGCACAGAUUUGCGUGUAAAGUCUUCAGUGAUUCUCAAUGUGGAGAACUGCACUAUACCGCUGAUCGAAAGCUUCGAUGUUUCAAUGAACAAAAUUGCAUUUAAAUCGUGCACAAUUUACACGGUGCAGAGUCAGGCGUUUGAGGUGACGCGCAUCGAUGAGGUGUCCUUUGAGAAUUGUCGCAUAGAGAAGAUUGAGGCGAAUGCAUUUACCAACAAACUGGAGUGUGGCAAUUUCUCCAUUACAGACUCACAGAUAGGAACGAUUGAGCACAAGGCGAUCAAUGGCAGUGGCAUAACGGCAUUGACUUUGAGAAAUAACAACAUCGAAACUAUACGCGGCAAUGCCAUUGAGAUAAACAGCAUUGAUGUCUAUGUGGAGGAGAAUAAAGUGAAGCACUUGGAUGCGCACUGGCUGCACGUGAAGGUGGCGGAUGUGGUGAGCAUCAAGGACAAUCGAUUCGAUAACUAUGCCAAGCUGCAGUUGGACCAAACGUCGAGACGCGCCAACUGCAGCUUUGCCAACAAUUUGCUGGGCCAGAUGCAGGCGGCGAGUCUGAACUUUGGCAGCUGCGAAGUGCGCAACAUAACGUUGCAACGCGGCUGCAGCUGCGACGACACCAAGCACUUGCUGCCAGCGCUAACCGAGCACGAUCUGAGCGCCGAGGUCUACUGCCAGCCGCCGCAGCGUUUGCGCAACUGCCUCAAGCUGCGGACGGUGCACAUGCGACGCUUUGGCUACGACGCCUGCGGCGUUAAUCGCACCAGUCUGCACUGCGUGGACAACAGCACGCUGGACUGCUGGCAUGGCGACUGCUCGUCGAAGCAGCGAGCGCGAGCCAGCAGCAGCGCGGCUACAGCAUCAUCGAGAUUGCCACACUGGUCUGCUGCAUUCUGAUGUUUGUGCUGCUGCUGCUCUGCGUCGGCUGCUUGAUCUACAAGUGCAGGCGCUACAAGUGCGUCGAGGCGCACUGCAGCAUGUCGA
This is a messenger RNA of Drosophila busckii, 1540 nucleotides long. RefSeq lists its product as uncharacterized. NCBI's taxonomy places the organism in Eukaryota, Metazoa, Arthropoda, Insecta, Diptera, Drosophilidae. The coding region runs from base 8 to 1453 and encodes 481 amino acids. The transcript is spliced from 5 exons. The record is from RefSeq and is a predicted model, not a curated record.